GCGAGAGUUAACAUUGACAUACUGUAUACCAUCAACUUGAGUUCUGUUUGGUCACUUACUUCCAUUCCAUCUGGAGUCGAGGCCUAAACAACGUUCAUUUCAGUCCAAAAAGAAUCAACAUUUCAUCGACUCAGAGAUGACAGGAUCCAGGUUACUGGUCCUAGACCUAGUAGGUUUUGUAACAUUGUCUAGUCAAGCUCUCUACUGUUGUCAAGAUUCGCGGGAAUUUGUUCACGUUUAGGCGGGCUGUGGACAGAAUGUGCUGUUUAUUUUAUGGACACACUCAAGGCCACUCUCUGAUUGAGUGAGUGUUUGCAGGAUACGAUAGAGUCCAGGCGUAUUCGCAACCUUGCUCAGCAGCCAUUGUUGUCUCAUCCAAUUUGAUCAACAUCGAGGUGUUUCAAUAAUCACUGACACUUGGGCCAGUGCGUGAGAACAAACCAUUUGCAGUACCUCUCAGACUUCUUACUAUUGAUACGAGGCAGACAACACAUACCUUCGGAGGUAAGACGACAAAGCGACGGCGUUGUUACGGGAAUUAAUGUGCACUUUGAAUUAGACGGUUAGACGGUUUCUGAGACCCAAUUGUUCAUGCCCCUUGAAUCGCUACGGGGGCCGACCCCGCAGCCAGCCAUGGGCGCAUUGUUGUCCACUGUUGCAGCCCCAUCCAACUGUGUGAGCUGCAUGUGAGAUGACGCCAGGCGCACGACGCGGUUGCUCCUUGAGCCACUGUGGUUGGCGCGCGUGCACGUUUUAUUUACUAAUCGACAUUAAUAUCCCGCGAACUUUCUGCAACGGGCGAAAAGAAAAACCAAAAUCGACAAAAUCGACAAAAACUUUAUCUAUAAUUGAUUCAAACACGGGAACAACAUCCCUGCCCCAGGCUGGCGUCGCAGGUAGCCAUGGCCUACCGUUCGCCCUCGAGAGGGCCAAAUCGCCAGCCUACAGACGAUAACGAUGAGUUGGCGCAAUCGCUCCGACACCUCUCUCUUUCGGCGAGAUCUCCACAAAAUGGCACUCAGCGUUCUCCAAGCUCCAUGAGCAUCUCGAGGUCUCCAAGCUCUUUAAGCGUCCGAGGCGCCGCCCCGCGAAGUCCCCUGGCUGAGGGCGGCCGUCCAGCGUCUCGCGCUGGCACCCCAGGCCUACUGCGCAAGGCUUCAAUGAACUCCCUACACUCUGUGAACGGUGUCGCGCCGCCACGCCGGGCAAGCUCCGUCAAUAUCUCAUCCCCUUCGGCUUCACGGUCGCCUCGCCACAGCACCUCGCCGCCGGAGCGGAAGCCAGCUCAGACGGCUGCCUCUGUUGCCCGUGAUUACUUCAAGCUUGAGCUGGCAGUCCGGCAUGGUGAGCAACCAGACCCCACCUCCGAGACUGUUGUAAUUAUGCACGACAGCUGCUACGGACAUCGAUUUUCCCGCCCUCGCACCUCCCGGGCUGCCUUGAGCACGAUAGUCGAGCGACCGGAAAGGAUCAAGGCGAGCGCACUUGGUGUAGCUGCUGCCUAUGUACGUCUGGGAGAGCGACAUUCUGAUGGAAUACAUCCCAUUGAUCCAAGUCUUGAUCCUGCGGCAAUACCCUCGAUACCGUUCCGGAUACAAAAGACCACACGUCGGUUGCCGCUGAUGUCGCAGGCGGUUACGAACGUACACGGCACCAAGUGGAUGGAGGAGCUGAAAAUGAUGUGUGACUCUGCGGAAACAAAGCUGGCGAUGAACGGAAAGGAACUGCAGCGGCCGGACAUGCCCAGGGGCCCGGAACAAAACGGGCCGCCGCCAAAGUUCCACGAAGGAGACUUGUAUCUCUGCUCCGAGUCGCUGGAUGCUCUAGAGGGUUCCCUGGGAGGUGUAUGCGAGGCCGUGGAUGCUGUCUUCACUCCAGAAAACCCUGCAAAGCGUGCUUUUGUCGCAAUUCGGCCACCGGGUCAUCACUGCUCUGCUUCGUUCCCCUCAGGAUUCUGCUGGGUCAAUAAUGUGCAUGUUGGAAUCAUGCACGGAAUUCUUAGCCAUGGACUGACCCAUGCGGCCAUUAUUGACUUUGACUUGCACCAUGGUGACGGCUCGCAGGCCAUUGCUUGGCAGCACAAUACACGCGGUAUUGGACUGUCGACGAAUGCCGCCUGGUGGAAGAAGCCGUCGAUUGGAUAUUUUAGUCUGCACGACAUCAACUCUUAUCCAUGCGAAAUGGGCGACGAAGAGAAGGUCAAAAACGCAAGCUUGUGCAUUGAAAAUGCGCAUGGCCAGAAUAUUUGGAACGUCCACCUGCUACCAUGGAAGACAGAAGAGGACUUCUGGCGGCUGUAUGAGUCCAAAUACAAGGUACUACUGGACAAGACGAGAGAGUUUCUCAGGGCUCAAACAGAACGCUUCCGAAAUGCUGGCCAGAGCAAUGUUGCCAAGGGUGCCAUCUUUCUCUCUGCUGGAUUUGAUGCCAGUGAGUGGGAGGGUGCAGGUAUGCAACGACAUAAAGUCAACGUUCCAACAGAAUUCUAUGCUCGUCUCACGCGGGAUGUCGUCAAGAUCGCGGCGGAAGAGGAGACCAGCGUCGAGGGCAGAGUAAUUAGCGUCCUCGAGGGUGGCUAUAGCGAUCGUGCACUUUGUUCGGGUAUUUUGAGUCAUGUAAGCGGCCUGGCGGGUGACGAUCCCGUAGACUUCGCUCCUUUGAAGGGCCUUCGCGGAGAAGUCAAUAAAAGGCUAAGUGGAGCAAGCCUCACUCAUGCUCGGAGAGAAUCUUUCAGCCUCAAGAACACAUUCCCCCUCCACCCGUACGAAGCAGAGUGGUGGCAUGCUUCAGAACUCGAGCGGCUUGAGACGGUCAUGGCUGCCCCGAUGGAGGCUCCUGAGCCCAGGAAGCCCCGUAACUGUACGCCCCCGACAUAUUCAUCUCCCACGCAGUCAUCUCAAGCCAAGGUGGUGUACAAUCCCAGCAAAAUCCGUCGGAGUUUGCCAUCCACGACCGACGGGAGGAGCUCACCCAUGCCCGUACCACGAGCACCAACACCACCACCACCUGAUGUUCCAUGGACCGUCGCAGCCCAUGAGCUUAGCAAACUUUUGAUCCCCAGCGAUCGUCAAACAGGUAGCUGCAAGCCAGAAGACCUCAACGCAGAGGCGACACGGCAAAGGCGGGAUCGCCAGUCUAUAGCACUGGCGGCUGCAGCGUCAUCGUUGCCAUCUCCUACAAUAGUUGAGUCCAUUGAGGUUGACGAGCCCCCUCGCUCUUCCACGAGAAUGUCACUGCGCGAACGGAAGGCCCCGAAGUCAUAUUCAGAGUCGAAUAAGGACGACUUUGCCAAGGGCGAUCGCAGAAAGACUGUGGCGGGGCCAUCUGUUAUUGCAACAGACAAGGCUGCAGCAAGGGGUUUUCCUGCGGCCGCCGGGAGGUCUAAGCAAACCCCGAGACGUCUUAGUGCUGCAUCGACAGUUGUGUCCGAAGUUCCUGAUGGAUUCCUGCCCCCUCCAAUGAAUGGUGCGGUUGUAAGACCCAGCACAUCAUUGAGUAUCAGGCCAGAGUCGUCAAUGAGCGUCCGCAGCACGAUGACCACUGGUGGAUCCCUACCUAUCAAAAAGACGCGUGUAGCUCCCAUGAAGAAGGAUGUAGUCCCGAAGGCCCCCCGCGGUGCAAAGAAAGCUGCGCCUCCGAGCAUCCCUCAAAUCAAGACGGAGAAGGAAGAUGAAGGCCCGAGUCCCGUUGCUUCGCGAGUACCGGCUUCUACAUCAUCUAUGCUAACUCAGCCAAAAGAAAGCAAUGAUGAGAUGGAUAGUCUCACUACCAACAUGAAAAAAGUCAAGAUCACUCUGCUCACAAAGGCGCAAAAGGAAGCUCGCGAGCAGAAGGCAGCUAUGCCCACAAACGGCAAUCAAGUAGUCACACCUACAGAGGAGCGGUCACCGAUUGUUCUCGUACCGGGAAGCGCGCCGGAGCGGAUGCAAUCAGGACGAAGCAUCGCUUCCAAGCCUCCCCUGAACGUUAGUUCGGUCGACUCAUCUUCGGGCUAUCCAGCCGCUCCCUCGACGCCCGACAUGUUCAUACCAUUCCAGCCGGAAGGUCCGGUCCCGGAGCCACAUCCUCAAAGUAACCAGCAGCAGCAGCUCCAAUGGCUCCCGCCCAAUGUUGGAACGCCGUCUCCCGUGAAGCGACAAGAUUUACCGGUAUUUUCAGCUACUGGAACGAUCCCUUUUGCAAGUGCGACGGGUAAACCAUCGUCUCCUUUGCGUGGCGGCACUGAUGCUCCUGACAAGACCAGCAGCGGAGUUUCAACACCUAUUCCUAAGUCGCGUGUUCAACAAGUCAGGUCAAUGUGGGAAGUUCCGGAGACGCCACAGAAGUAGUGGAUGUUAUUCUUGACGCAGCAACCCCUGGAUCUUGUCCUUUUUUGUGCCUUGAUGUUGUUACUAUUUGGACACGGCAUGUUGUUGUACAAAACAUGGACAAAGUUUACCGUUUAUAUUUCCUCACCUGAUUAUAAUCUUUCAUCCCAGAGUUGUUUCAGUUUUAUUUGCACGGUAGUAUGUUGCAAAGCUUUGCUGAACCAACGAGUCCGUGGUACAGAGAUACCCCUUUAAUCUAGCUUCCUGCCCGAAGUAAUAUAAAUAUCGAGCAAAUAUCCUUGGCUACCAUCCCGGCAUACGUCAG
Messenger RNA from Pyricularia oryzae 70-15, 4632 nucleotides. RefSeq names its product histone deacetylase HOS3. The transcript is spliced from 4 exons. The coding region runs from base 903 to 4328 and encodes 1141 amino acids. NCBI's taxonomy places the organism in Eukaryota, Fungi, Ascomycota, Sordariomycetes, Magnaporthales, Pyriculariaceae. Gene Ontology annotation, molecular function: histone deacetylase activity. Gene Ontology annotation, cellular component: nucleus. The record is from RefSeq and is a predicted model, not a curated record.